GUAGGAACACUCGGGAAGCGGCUGAACCAGGGCUUUCACAAGGGAGGGUCAGUGGCAGUGUUACUGGAGAUUUACUCAAUAAAACAUGCAACAAGCUCAAGAGUCAUCAGCACAAAGUUCAGUGACCAAGUGGUGCAAGAGAAAGGAGCGUACGAUUUCAGAGAGGUUAAGCAAAGUAAGGAGCAGCUCUUCAGGAUCCCAACGACCACUAUACGGAUUAUAUUCAAACACGGCUGAGUUGCUCUCAGAUGGAUUAUGCUAUGAAUACCCUCAGCCUUCUGACUCCAUCUACCCUCACCAAGUGUGUGACAGCCAGCGUGUCAGCCAGUGCUUCUAUGACACAGCAGCUCCUGUCGGGUCGAGUUCCUCGGCCGAAGCCCUUCAGGGUCACAAAUGCUGACCGCAGUGUAAAGAAGGGCAUCAUGGCGGAAACGCUAGAAGACCUGAUGAACAAGGUCAGUGAGUCGUUGAGUGUACCAUGUAUCAUGGCCCUGGUGCUGGAUGAAGAUGGCACAGGAUUGGACACAGAGGAAUUCUUCGAGACGCUGUGUGAAAACACUGUCCUCAUGGUGCUGGAGAAGGGCCAGAGCUGGACUCCAUAUCUGAAAUACAGAGAUCAGCUCAUUGAGUGUAGGCCACUGCACCGGAAAGAUGUGGCCAAGCUGACUUUUGACCUAUACAAAAACAACCCCAAGGAUUUCAUUGGCUGUCUGAAUGUGAAAGCAACGCUAUAUGGUGUUUAUUCUGUGUCCUAUGACCUGCGCUGUUAUGCUGCCAAAAGCAUGCUGAAGGAGGCUCUGCGAUGGACCCUCUUCUCCAUGCAAGCCACAGGCCAUAUCCUGCUGGGUUCCUCCUGCUACAUCGAGCAGCUGCUGGAGGAUGAUGAGCGAGCAGAGAAGAGCCUGGCGCUGCCGCAGGAAGGCAGGAUCAGGCAGCUGCAGAGCAUGCUGCUUGGAAAGAUAUCCCACUGAUGAUGGACUAGAGCUGACGAUGGUGGAGCAGAAACAUUGUCCACUCUUAGAUUUUGCACACAAUGGAAAUAGUCACAGGUGAAACUGGGGAUUUCUACAUGUUCAUGUCAGUUUCCUGUGCAGUUUGCGAACAUUUCAGACAGUGCAACUGUUUCACAGUCACUUUGUUACACGCUGUUUCCCUAUUUUGAAGCUGGUACAAGUUAUUCUUCAGAAAGCCCUUUUACUCACUAUUGUAACUUUUUUCCUAUGGAGAUGAAUAAAUAAAACUAACACUUUUUUAUUUUCCUGUGUAUGAAAGUCCAAUUAAGGCUUUAUACAGUAGGGUUACAAGUAGACUUAUAUGUGCAGAGUGAGCCCAAUAACUGGCUUUGUGUGUGGCACUGUGGUUCCUGGUCAAAGUCAUUGUAAUUGGUAACGGGUCCAGCUGCCUCUCCCAUGCUUCCCUAAUUGUCCCCUGCCCUGUCAGCUGCAGCCUGCCUCUGCCGUAGAAAAUCUCAGUUAGAGAAUGAAAGAAGAGCAAGCAGCUGCAGGGGGCGAGGGGAUGUAAGCAAACCAUUAUACUGAGAGAGAAGAGAGAUGAUGACUUCAGCUGGUGGCUGAAGUGCCAUUAUGCCAUCUCAUAAUGGAAGGUGGCAAUAAAAAAGCAGUGGACAGAUUUUGAACCUAAUUGACUGUAUGAUAUACCCUGAAGAAGAUAAAUGUGAGGUAUAUAUUAAGUAGGUCAAAGGUUGGAGGAUAACUGUGGUCCCUCCCAUCUUAUGAGUCAUGAGGCGCAUGCUGCUUGUCUCAUGGUGUUAUCUACAUCUGUUGUGCUUCAGUGUUCUUUGACUGUGUGCAGAUGAUCCAACUGAAAAUAUCCAGUCAUAAUGUUAUCUUAGUUAACUUUACAUUUUGAACUCAAAAUGAAAGCUGUACUGUAAAUGAUGAGGUGAUUAGAAUACACAACCUCUGAUCCAAAUAUAAAACAAAAGGGUCCACACCACC
Messenger RNA from Etheostoma cragini (Arkansas darter), 1958 nucleotides. RefSeq names its product cell death inducing DFFA like effector c (gene cidec). The transcript has 8 exons. Bases 249 to 971 code for a protein of 240 amino acids. The record is from RefSeq and is a predicted model, not a curated record. Gene Ontology annotation, biological process: apoptotic process; regulation of apoptotic process. Lineage: Eukaryota; Metazoa; Chordata; Actinopteri; Perciformes; Percidae.